Hydractinia symbiolongicarpus is the source of this 1002-nucleotide messenger RNA. RefSeq lists its product as uncharacterized. NCBI's taxonomy places the organism in Eukaryota, Metazoa, Cnidaria, Hydrozoa, Anthoathecata, Hydractiniidae. Bases 9 to 662 code for a protein of 217 amino acids. The record is from RefSeq and is a predicted model, not a curated record. The transcript has 2 exons.
UUGGCUACAUGAAUGCUAUUGGGCACAUGCUUGAUUACAGACGAAGCACAGAUGUACUCACACUAAUAAACGAAUACAUUGACAAUGUACGACGAAGAUUGAACCCCACCAACGAUUAUCUACUAGUGUGUCGAAAUGGUAAGCAGUUGACGCGUAUUUCGGACGUAUUCGGUAGAAUUGUUUAUCAAGCAAUUCGUAAGUAUAUAAAUCCUACACGAUAUAGGCAAAUCAUCGAAACCGAAAGUGUUGCACACUUAGAAACGAAAGAACAAGCAAUUCUUUCUCAAGAUCAAAAACACACGUCGCAGGUAGCUAAAGUUCAUUACCAGAAGACUGAAUCGCGCAAUAUAGCUGCAAAAGCCAGGUUAUGUAUGGAUAAAUUACGAGAUCAAACAACGUGUACUUUAACUGUAAGCGAAAUCAAUAGUAACACCAAAAAUGUGAAAACGUCUGGAAGUACUUUGGAACACGAAACACCUGUUCAAACGAGACAGAAAAGAGUUAGUUUUAGUGCCAUGGAGGACAAGUUUUUACAAGCUGGGCUACAAAAAUAUGGCAAUGCAAAAUGGACUUCCAUUCUCGCAGAUCCUAACUACUCCUUUCAUUGUAGCCGUAAAGCUAGUACAUUGGCGGUUAGAGCGAAGACAAAAAAAUUUAUAUAAGUUUAAAAUGUAUUUAUAAUAAAAAUAACUUUGUAAAUUUACAAAGAUUUUUGAAAACCAGAAUAUUCAAAUAGUCUUUUAACUUUGUUACAGUCAAAACCGGCGUACACAUAAAGGCUUUUUUUCCUCUUACGAUUUGGCCAAUAAUCUGGUGUAUUAAGUACCCUCGUGUGUGAAGGCGGUUCGCAAAAACUUGGUUCUCCCUUCAAAGCCGCUAUCGGUAUAGUUAGGAAAACUUCAUCAUCUGAUAGGCAAACAAUAUUUUUUUCCACGGAAAUUGCCAGCGUUGAACAGGAAUGUGAGAACGGUAAAACCUCCUUAGAUGCUGAGCAUUCGUUAU